Messenger RNA from Mytilus trossulus (common blue mussel), 561 nucleotides. RefSeq lists its product as uncharacterized. The record is from RefSeq and is a predicted model, not a curated record. Bases 1 to 561 code for a protein of 186 amino acids. NCBI's taxonomy places the organism in Eukaryota, Metazoa, Mollusca, Bivalvia, Mytilida, Mytilidae. The transcript has a single exon.
AUGAAUAGUUUUGAUAGAGUAUGUUGUCGUCUUGGAGUCCCAAUUGCUCAUGAAAAAACAGAAGGCCCAACAACCAAACUUAGUUAUAUAGGUUUGCUUAUAGACACAGAAACAAUGCUUAUACAAAUUCCGGAGGACAAUGUCUUGGAGUUAAAGUCAAAAAUUAAAUGGGUAUUAGGUAGGAAAAAGAUAACUUUAAGGGACCUACAAUCUUUGUGUGGGUCAUUAGCUUUUUGUGCAAAAGCUCUACCUGCAGGCAGAGCAUUUAGCAGACGAAUUUAUUUGGCAAGUAGUCACGCAAAGAAACCACAUCAUUAUGUCAGAAUCACAGAAGGCAUGUAUCAAGACUUAUUGGUAUGUGAAUUGUUUUUAGACAAAUUUAACGGUAUUAGUUACAUGCUCGACAUUGAUUGGACUUCAAAUUCAGUUUUACAACUAUUUACUGACAGCGCUGGUGGUUCAACAAAAGGGUGUGGCUGCUAUUUCCAAGGUAAAUGGGCUUUUCUUAAAUGGCCUGUAGAGUGUUCUGGUACUGAAGUUCUCAGGGAUAUAUCAUGUUAA